Messenger RNA from Rattus norvegicus (Norway rat), 1002 nucleotides. RefSeq names its product taste receptor, type 2, member 123 (gene Tas2r123). NCBI's taxonomy places the organism in Eukaryota, Metazoa, Chordata, Mammalia, Rodentia, Muridae. Gene Ontology annotation, cellular component: membrane. The record is from RefSeq and is marked provisional. Gene Ontology annotation, molecular function: taste receptor activity; bitter taste receptor activity; G protein-coupled receptor activity. Gene Ontology annotation, biological process: G protein-coupled receptor signaling pathway; sensory perception of taste.
AUGUUCUCACAGAAAACAAAUUACAGCCAUUUGUUUACUUUUUCAAUUAUUUUUUAUGUGGAAAUAGUAACAGGAAUCUUAGGAAAUGGAUUCAUAGCACUAGUGAAUAUCAUGGACUGGCUCAAGAGGAGGAGGAUCUCUACUGCAGAUCAGAUUCUCACUGCUUUGGCCCUUACCAGACUCAUUUAUGUGUGGUCUGUACUCAUUUGUAUAUUGUUACUAUUUCUGUGCCCACAUUUGUCUAUGAGACCAGAAAUGUUUACAGCGAUAGGUGUUAUCUGGGUAGUGGAUAACCACUUCAGCAUCUGGCUUGCUACAUGUCUUGGUGUCUUUUAUUUCCUCAAAAUAGCCAGUUUUUCUAACUCUUUGUUUCUUUACCUAAAGUGGAGAGUUAAAAAAGUGGUUUUAAUGAUAAUACUGAUAUCACUGAUUUUCUUGAUGUUAAACAUUUCAUCAUUAGGGAUGUAUGAUCAUUUCUCAAUUGAUGUUUAUGAAGGUAAUAUGUCUUAUAAUUUGGUGGAUUCAACACAUUUUCCCAGAAUUUUCUUAUUCACAAACUCAUCUAAGGUCUUCUUAAUCGCCAAUUCAUCCCAUGUUUUCUUACCCAUCAACUCACUCUUCAUGCUCAUACCCUUCACAGUUUCCCUGGUAGCUUUUUUCGUGCUCUUUCUCUCACUGUGGAAGCAUCACAAGAAGAUGCAGGUCAAUGCCAAAGGACCCAGAGAUGCCAGCACCAUGGCCCACACAAAAGCCUUACAAAUUGGGUUCUCCUUCCUCCUGCUGUAUGCAAUAUACUUACUUUUCAUUAUCACAGGAAUUUUGAACCUUGACUUGAUGAGAUAUAUAGUAAUACUUUUAUUUGACCACAUAUCUGGAGCAGUUUUUUCUAUAAGCCACUCAUUUGUGCUGAUUCUGGGAAACAGUAAGCUGAGACAAGCCACUCUUUCUGUGCUGCCUUGUCUUAGGUGCCGGUCCAAAGAUAUGGACACUGUAGUUUUCUAA